This is a messenger RNA of Alosa sapidissima (American shad), 5100 nucleotides long. RefSeq names its product tumor protein p73 (gene tp73). Gene Ontology annotation, biological process: regulation of transcription by RNA polymerase II; apoptotic process; protein tetramerization. Gene Ontology annotation, molecular function: DNA-binding transcription factor activity, RNA polymerase II-specific; protein binding; RNA polymerase II cis-regulatory region sequence-specific DNA binding. Bases 331 to 2112 code for a protein of 593 amino acids. NCBI's taxonomy places the organism in Eukaryota, Metazoa, Chordata, Actinopteri, Clupeiformes, Clupeidae. The transcript is spliced from 12 exons. Gene Ontology annotation, cellular component: nucleus. The record is from RefSeq and is a predicted model, not a curated record.
AGCCGGGACAUGUCAUAAUUAGGCCAAUGUGCGUUCCUCCACUCACUCUCUCCAUCCCUCUAUCGCCACUCUCUCACUCUCCUCCUCUCCGGCGUGGGGCUCACACCUUUGUCACGGACACAAGCACCUGGAGGAAGUUGGGAAGAGAGCAACAAAAGAGAAAGAGAAAGAGAAAGAGCAAGAGAGAAAGAGUGAGAGACUUGAGUUGUGAAUGUGAGCACCACUGUAGAGAGCAGAGUAGACCUCGGGUGCCUGUCUAAAGUAAGGCUGGUGGGCUAUGCUGCUAAAGUGCACAGAUCAGUUCUGAAGAGAAAGAAAGUUCUUUGGAUAAUGUACUACGUGAAGAAAAAGUCCCAGUACAGCCUCCUGAGCAACAGCAUGGAGUCGAGCCUGGGCGCGCCGCCACGCGCUUCCUCCACCAGCCCUUUCGGCUCCGACAACGCCUCCAGCGUGCCGACGCCAUCGCCCUACGCCCAGCCCAACUCCACCUUCGAGGCGGCCUCGCCGGCGCCCGCCAUCCCCUCCAACACCGACUACCCCGGGCCCCACGUCUUCCAGGUCACCUUUCAGCAGUCCAGCACGGCUAAGUCAGCCACGUGGACGUACUCCCCACUGCUGAAGAAGCUGUACUGUCAGAUCGCCAAGACAUGUCCAAUCCAAAUCAAGCUCUCCACGACUCCACCCCCUGGCAGCAUCAUUAGGGCGAUGCCCAUCUACAAGAAGGCGGAGCAUGUCACCGAGGUGGUCAAGCGCUGCCCCAAUCAUGAGCUUGGCCGAGAUUUCAACGACGGCCAGGUAGCCCCUGCCAGUCACCUGAUCAGGGUGGAGGGGAAUAAUCUGGCCCAGUAUGUAGACGACGGCGUCACAGGCAGACAGAGCGUAAUGGUGCCUUAUGAGUCUCCACAGGUGGGGACAGAGUUCACCACUAUCCUCUACAACUUCAUGUGUAACAGCAGCUGUGUGGGAGGAAUGAACAGAAGACCCAUCCUCAUCAUCAUCACCCUGGAGACACGAGAUGGUCAGGUAUUAGGCCGAAGGGCGUUUGAAGGUCGGAUCUGUGCCUGUCCGGGUCGAGACCGUAAGGCGGACGAGGAUCACUCCCGAGAACAGCAGGCCAUCAACGAGAGCGUCAAUAAGAAUGGCAACGCCAACAAGCGCAACUUCAAACAGAGCCCUCCCAACAUGCCUGGACCCUCACUCAACAUGAAGAAGCGUCGACAUGGUGAUGAGGAGAUGUUCUACAUCCCUGUGCGAGGCAGGGAGAACUUUGACAUCCUGAUGAAGAUCAAAGACAGUCUGGAGCUGAUGUCUCUGGUGCCUCAGCAGCUGGUGGACUCCUACAGGCAACAGCAGCAGGAGCUACUGCAGAGACAGACCCCCAUGGGCUCCACGUCCCAGUACGGUUCUCCUCUCUCCAACAUGAACAAGCUCCACACAGGCAUCAGCAAGCUGCCAUCUGUCAAUCAAUUGGUUGGCCACCAGUCACAGCAGGGGGCAGGUCCCUCCCCAAGUAUGGCACAUAUGGGAGGGAACAUGCUGAGCGGUCACCACAUGCAGACUAAUGGAGAUAUGAAUGGGUCCCAUCCCCCUCAGCCCAUGGUGUCCGCAUCUCACUGUACCCCUCCCCCACCAUACAAUCCCGACCCCAGCCUUGUCAGUUUUCUGACCAGUUUGGGCUGCCAGAGCUGCAUAGACUACUUCACCUCACAAGGGCUGCAGAGUAUCUACCAUCUGCAGACACUCACCAUGGAGGACCUGUGUGCACUGAAGAUCCCGGAGCAGUUCCGCGUGGCCAUCUGGCGUGGGCUGCAGGACAUGAAGCAGGGCCAUGACUACGGCCAGCAGCUGAUCCGCUCCAGCAGCAACGUGUCCGCCGCCUCCAUGGCCAUCGGCUCCGGCGUGGAGCUGCAGCGUCAGCGCGUCAUGGAGGCCGUCCACUUCCGUGUGCGCCACACCAUCACCAUUCCCAACCGGGCCAGCGCCACCGGAGGAGUCGGCAUCGGGGGACCUCACGACGAAUGGGGCGACCUUGGCUUUGACAUGCCCGACUGCAAGAGCUCACGCCGUCAAGCCGCCAUCAAGGAGGAGUUCACAGAGAGCCACGUGCACUGACACUUGCACCUCUGAGUUUCCCUUCCGUUAUCACUCUGCUUCAGAUUCAGAAGGCUAGAGGAAGGCUAGCUCUGGUAUAAGGAUGUAAUAUUAUGGGAUGCUGGUUGCUCUUUCAGUUUUUUAAAAGCACUUCCAUUUGUAAUGUUUUCACUCCUAAUGUUAUGACUCUGUCCCAACACAUUUCUCCAUUCACAUGAUGCUGGAAGGUCUUCAUAUACUCCCCUUCAGACACACAGAGGACAUUUCACACACUUUUCACUUCACACAAUAGCUAAACAACGCAACUCUUGGUCAUUCCAAAAUGGUUCAAUUAUAUUACCUUUGUUUCAGAAUCAUCGGCAAUUCUUUUCUGAAAAACACGCUGAAACACUCAGGAACAUAUGUACUUAUUAAAGUACAUUUUAUACAAAAAAAAUAUCAACUGUGUUACAUCUGAUAUCCACUGAAAGGUAUUAUCACUUUAACAGGUCGAGUGGGAGUGGGUGGUCGUACAAAUCUGUACUACUUUUAUUUAUUGUAUAUUUUCUGUUGUGUAAAUAUGUGCAUAUGUAAAGUAUUGCCUUUAACAUCUGAAAUCUCUUUUUUCCAUUCUGCAUAAUUGUUUGCUGGUGUAUAUUUAUCUUAUUGUGCUUAGAAAGUUGUACCUGAACAUAUCUAGGACAUACUGUACAUUGUGGGCAUGGUAUGCCAUGAAUGUGUGCAACCCAGGUGAAUCAAGUGAUCGUCAUCAUCAUCGAACAUACACUAAACAUGAAUCAACGUGAAUACACCCUUAUGCAAUAUUACUUAAAUGUCAAAUGGUUUAAAUUGUAUCACCUUGCUCUCAUGUAAAAUUAAAAACUAACAGUUUAGAUUUACUAUGUGAAAAAUAGACCUACCCAGAGCAGAAACACGUUGUAACAAAGGUUAUAGCUUUCAUCACUGAGUUAAAAAAAAAAAAUCAAUAGUUAUUAUGUCCAUCUAUAUUUUUCAUGAUAGACUCAAUCCUCCUUGGCAUCGAAAAUAUGUGUUGUUAAAAGUUUUGGAUAGAUAUUCAGCUAUUCUUCAAAGAAAGUUUUUUUUGUGUUUUAGCUGUUCUGUGCUGUAGGGGUUGUGCUGCAUUGCAGCUCCAUGUUAUAUCACACUCACCUGUGUGCUUCACCGCAUUCACUGUAGCCAUGGCCUGGUUCACACCAAGCAUACUGGACUGCAUCUCAGCCUUACAAAUCUUGAUCUCAUAUGACAUCAGGCCAUGGCUACAUCAGGCUUCUUAUCAUGUUCUUCAACAAAGUUUAAUGUUGCAGAUUGUGUUGAAGGUCAGUUGUUGUUGUUGUUGUUGUUUCCUGGACAACGUCCAUAAAGUUUGACAUUAUGCAGUGUCCUUUACACUGUCUGAGUUGUCACAGAAAACUGAUUUCCACCAAUACAUGUUCAUAAGAGGAAAUUCCCUAGAAAUAUGCGAUUGCUGAAAGGGGUACAAUUUGUAAUCCUGACAUUUAUGUGAUAUUGCAAAGGUUUACAUGUGAUUAAUCUGAUUUCAGAUACAUUUUAUGAUAUAGACUGCUUUCAUCAUGUCAUAUCAUGUCUGAAUCAUUCUAAUAUUUAGGCACACCCACAUAUCAAGAAUUGUAGUGGAUCACUGAGUGCUGGAAUUAUGUAUAUGUUGAUGUCCUGAACCUCAUAAUUUGUUAAAAGAUGGGUUACUAUUGCUACGGUGCUUUUCCAUGUCUACCAUUUCAGUGCAAAAUAUCUUGUUUUGACUACACUUUUGCUUUUUGUAGCAAAAGCUAAAUAGCUUAAACUGAUGUUCUGUUACUGAUAGCAAUAAUCUAGUGUUGUCAUUCUCCCCCCUUGAGAGGCUUGUGUUUUGUAUUUGCCAUGACAAUAAGAUGAAGUGGAUGACCCUUUUCAGCACAAAUAGUUUGGUCCUGGUCAUUACUGGUUUGUGAAUAUAGCCGUAAUUUUGUUUUCCUAGACGGCUAUUAAUUGUGAGUUUCAGUGAAAUACCUGAUUCAUUGGUUUGCUUCGUUAAAAGGGAUUUUUUAAGACAUUAAUGUUUAGUUCUGGCAGCUGUUCACUUCUUUUUGUGCCACACUAUCAUGUUCUCUUUGGAAAAAGGCAGUUGUUGAAAUUGAAAGUUAUGGAAAUUGAAAACUACUUUCUCUAAUUCUAUAACAAUUCUAAAACUGCUUUCUCUAACAGAAAUGCAUUGGUAUGUUACCUUUGAAGCUUGGCCACAAAGGUCACAUUGGUAAUACUAGUAGCUCCUAAAAAAUCAAAUCCAUGUCAUGUAGGUAUUUCUGAAAUUAACAGUAAUUUUACACAUUAGCCAUACCAAUACCAAAACCGCCCUCUCUUUGUCUCUGCUGGCAUUGUGGCCUUGCAGGACAAGGUCUCAUUAAUCACUGAUAAUGUGUUUAGUUCUGCUCUGUUGCUCUGUUUUCUGUCAGACUCUUGUGUUAAUUGUACACACAUUUUGAAUGUUUUGUAGAUGUUAUUUUUUCUGUUAUAGUUCAGAGCACUGAGUAGGCCUACUCCUAGAUACUUCAGUCCUUUUGUAGGAACAACUUAAUGUUUCCAUUGUGCGUUGACACCAAUAUAGAGUCCAAAAUAUGUUGUGCAUUUAAACAAUCAUUAGAAACCUUUCAUACAUUCAUCAAAGCACUUUACUGCUUUUGUGUGGCAUUGUGAAAUGAUAUGGAAAUGGUUGAAAAUCAGUAUUAUGUCACUGCAAAUGUUGAACUGUAGACUGUAAAUUUGAUUUCAUAUUAUGGGUGAGUUGCUGUCUCAAAGUGUUCUCUUUUAUAAUCACAUUUUAUUAACAUAUUUUAUUUUGUCAAUGUUAUGGAGUGUGCCCAAUGGUUUCUUUUUUGUACAGUGUUCUUUCUCAUCUAUUCUGAAUAUAAACUUGUACAAUACAGAAAGAAAAAAUGGAAUCAAGUCGUUCAUUCAUCCCCUCACAGCGGGCUGGUGGCUAACCAAGUGCAAUUUCAGGGAUGUAAUUGUGCA